GGCAGGUGACCGCGUCUCCAGUCCCGGGCGCAUCCCAGGGCACGUUGUCAGCACCGCAGAGCCCGGCCCGGGCCUCUGCAGCCAUCUUCCGCUAGGGAGGCGCGGCCUCCGGACGCGGACCCGCCCCCGCCCGCUCGCCCGCCCCGCCUGGCUCCUUAGAGCGCCGCGCUUGGGUUCCUGCUUCCCUUCCCUACCCGGCCCGGCUGCGUCGCGCUCCUCGCCCGGCCGCAGAGCUCCAGCCGCGGCCGCCCCGCCGCUCGGCCCCGCCGCGCUCGCAGAGGCCGCCAUGGGCACUGAGCGCUGGCUCGCGCUGGGCAGCCUCCUCGCCCUGGCCGGGCUGCUGGAAGGCCGGCUGGUGGGCGAGGAGGAAGCCGGCUUUGGCGAAUGUGACAAGUUCUUCUACGCCGGGACCCCGCCUGCGGGUCUGGCAACAGAUUCCCACGUGAAGAUCUGUCAGCGCGCGGAGGGCGCUGAGCGCUUCGCCACCCUCUACAGCACCCGGGACCGCAUCCCAGUGUACUCCGCGUUCCGCCACCCGCGCCCGGCGCCUGGCGGCGCAGAGCAGCGUUGGCUGGUGGAGCCGCAGAUCGAUGACCCCCACAGCAACCUUGAGGAGGUGAUUAAUGAGGCAGAGGCCAUCACUUCUGUGAACAGUCUGGGAAGCAAGCAAGCCUUGAAUACAGAUUACCUUGAUUCUGAUUACCGAAAAGGACAGCUGUACCCAUUCUCCCUUAGCAGUGAUCUCCAGAUAGCCACAUUUACUCUUACAAAUUCAGCCCCGAUGACUCAGUCCUUCCAGGAACGGUGGUACAUGAAUCUUAACAGCCUAAUGGACCGGGCUCUGACCCCACAGUGUGGCAGUGGGGAAGACCUAUAUAUCCUCACUGGCACAGUGCCCUCAGACUUAAAAGUUAAAGACAAAGUAGCAGUCCCUGAGUUUGUUUGGCUGGCGGCCUGCUGUGCUGUCCCUGGAGGAGGCUGGGCCAUGGGCUUUGUCAAGCACACCCGGGACAGUGACAUCAUAGAAGAUGUGAUGGUAAAAGAUCUUCAAAAACUGCUUCCAUUUAACCCUCAGCUGUUUCAGAACAACUGUGGUGAAACUGAGCAAGACACAGAGAAAAUGAAAAAAAUCCUGGAAGUGGUUAACCAAGUCCAGGAUGAAGAGCGAAUGGCACAAUCUCAAGAGAGUUCUAGUCCCCUCUCCAGCACCAGGAGCAAGAGGUCUGCUCUGUUGCCUCCAGAGGCAUCUGAGGGAAGUAGUAGCUUUUUGGGAAAACUCAUGGGCUUCAUUGCUACCCCAUUCAUCAAGCUUUUUCAAUUAAUUUAUUACCUUGUCGUAGCAAUCCUGAAGAACAUUGUAUAUCUCCUGUGGUGUGUUACCAAGCAGGUGAUAAAUGGCAUAGAAAGUUGCCUUUACCGCCUGGGCUCAGCCACCAUCUCAUACUUCAUAGCCAUUGGGGAAGAGUUGGUGAGCAUUCCCUGGAAGGUGCUCAAGGUCAUGGUCAGAGUCAUCAGGGCCAUUCUCCGGAUCCUUUGUUGUCUGCUGAAGGCCAUUUGCCGAGUUCUGAGCAUCCCUGUUCGUGUCCUUGUGGAUGUGGCCACUUUCCCUAUGUAUACCAUGGGCGCUAUUCCCAUCGUGUGCAAGGACAUCGCAGUGGGCCUUGGUGGCACUGCCUCACUGCUCUUUGACACUGCUUUUGGCACCCUGGGUGGCCUAUUUCAGGUUGUUUUUAGUGUCUUCAAGCGGAUUGGCUACCAGGUUACUUUUGAAAAUUCUGGGGAGUUAUAAACUCAAAAAACUAAUAGUAUCCAGUCACAUUGAAUUUGAAAGCUGGAAUAUUUUGUCUUUACAAUGGGUUUCUGUUCGCUCUCAGAUAUCAUUCUAUUUUGGCCUUUGGUGAGGAUGUCUGCUUGUUUUUGCAAAGGAAGAUGGCAGAAUUUAGACUUGACAGAGGAGAAAUGCUCAGGGUGAGAUUAGGUGUAGUAAUCUGCUGUUUACCUCCAGUUAUAUGUGCAAACUUCCAAGCCACUAAUAAUUUCAGUUGUGCACUCUGACACAGAUGAUCCCCUAAAAUGCACUGAUAUUUAUUUAUGAUAGUUAAAAAUUACAGGGGAGGGAAGUAUUAGAAAGAGAACAACUUUAAACCAAAGGGUUUCUGAGAAAAGGGGAAAGGGAGCUUGUUGCUCUUUGUAAUUUAAGACAAACAGAUUUUUAAAAAGUCUGCAGCCAAUUUCUUGGCAUUUGCUUCUCUUUCUCCCCAACUCAGCUGACCUUGGUGGGAUGCAGAUCAUGCCCCUCUGUUGAAAUAACAUUGUGGGGAUGUCAAGUUUUCUAUAUCUCUUAGCUUUCAGUGGUUCUCAAAGACAGUAUGGUUUCCAUUUUCCUCCAAAGUUGAAGUUUGCUUCAAUUUUUUUAAAUGAUAAGCAUUUAAAAAUUAUUUUAGAUUAUCAUAAGCAUUUUAUGCCAAAUGUGGCAUAACAGAGUUUGAAUUGAAGGGCAAAGAUUUUCUUUCUUUCUUUCUUUUUUUUUGUGAGCCCCUUAAGUGGUAUAAUCAGUCCCCUCAGGUGAAAAGAGGAGAAGGUGGACAGCCCUGCUCUUAGUAGGUGCUGCAGAUCCAAGGACAUCUUUAGCCCAGCCUGGAUUAACUUGACAUAUCUCCCUGCCUGACACGGUUGAAAUGAAGAUCUAUAUGUUAAACUAACAUGAAAAUUCAUAUUCUGCAACAUACUAGAUUUUUCUAAUGCACUGAGUAAGUACCUAGUACAGUAAAAACACUCUGACUUAUGUCCCUAAAUGAUUGUUUUGGUGCAACUAUAGAGUAAAGAGCCACAAAAUAAAGAUAAAAAUUAUUCUGGCCCUCUGUGAAAAAAAUAUAUAUAAAAUAUUUAAGAAUAAUUAACUCUUAGGUAAUUAGGAAAGAAAUAUUAGGAAAUUAUUCUUAUAGUGUGUUUGAGGCUACAAACCUAACUCCCCCAUUAAUACAAGUUAAACAUGAGAGCUCAUUCUCAAUUUUUUUGAUCAAGCACUUGUCAUUUUAAAUCUUCCACUAAAAAUGGUAACAAGAGGGACCAAACUUUGUUUCCCACAAUUGGGAUGGAAUCAUCUGGAUUUUUCUGAAUGUUUUAAAGAAUUGCUGAGAGAUAGGUAACAGCCAAGUAUGAAAUACGGAUCUUGGGGCUACAGCCCAGGAUCAAUCAGAAAGUUAGAUGCAGAAAUUCAGGUUCCUAAAAAGGAGAGAACGGUACAUCCAUCAUUUGCAUGGGGGCGGUGGAUGAGAAAUACAAGUGUAGCAAGAGUUACAUUUUGCAGAAAAAUAGCAGUGUCACACCCAGAGUAGAACAGCAGCCAGCAAGCUGUCAUCCUGAUCAGUCUGUGAUGCAAGCAAGCUUAGGGAGCAUGAGUACCACAUGGGACCGUGCUAGGAAGAUAUGCACCAGGUUUAUCUAAGAAACUUAGAGCAGCAUUUCAUCAACACUUGCCUUAGGUAACAUAAAGUUUCAAUGUCCCUUUAUUUCAGCAGUGUGAAGGUAAAUGGAAAGGUGAGGGUUUGACUUGGUACUUACUGGUCAAGAAUCCUGCUGGAUAAAGAAAAGGAAUUUUAGAAGUGACCAGAGGGACAGUCCAUCCAAACUAUUAUUUGAUAAGGAACUCGAGGCCCAGCGAGGCAACAGGCUAGCCCUCAGUUUUGUGGCGAGCUGUAUUAGGAACCAGUGUUGUUUGCACAUGUCCCAUCACACAUGGGAUGUCAGACAUGGGUAGUUUGUGCUAUUAUUCAGCUGCCUCCCUGGACCAUGGCAAGAUUUCCUCAUCUAUCAAACAGACUCCAGGCCCUGACUAAUCAGCUGAAUUUGGCAUGUGUGAUGAAAACAAUUAGCCAUCCAUGUACAGCAUUAUGCUUACUGCAUCCCAUGGAACCUUAUUUCCCUCCUAGCACACAUUUGCAUACUGAAAGGCCUGAAAAGGGCAUCCAUGGCAGCUUGAGCCCCUUAGCACCUGUGCAAGGACCACAGCAUCCAAACAGCUUCUUGAGAACCAUUUGGGAAUGUCUUCUUUUUCACAUCCAGUUGUUUAGUGUCUGUUUAUUCUUGUGUGGCCUGUUUUGAAAUCUAAAAAGGGACAAUAAAGCAAAAAGUAUCAGUAAGGUUAGGUGGCUGAGACCACUGCCCUGAGCUACUGGUGUGGCUGUGCCUCUGUGUCUCUAGAACUAUGUGCAUUGGAUCUAAAGCCGCAGAAGGUGACUGGACUGCUGGCCUUUUCCUGAUGAGCUACACUGGGCUUUGAGAUAGGAGUUGAGGUGGAUGAACCCCAACUCAGCUUAAAGAUCUUGCUGUGGCUCUGUUAUGUUCUGAGGUCUUGGGGAGGUCAGCUGCCUCUUCCUCAUUAUGGAGCUGAUGUUUUAGUCUGUGGAUGAGCUAUGCCUUUGGACACUCCUCUUUUCCAUUGUGCCUUUUGGAUGUUGGCUUCUCACUCAGCAUCAGCACUUCCACCUAAAUGCAGGCUAGGUAGUUGGGAGAAGGAACCAAAGUGAAGCCCUUCAUUUAUUCAACCAUUCGUUCAUCUGUCGAACGCAUACUUGGACAUCGAAGUUGCAGAGAUGAACAAUGCAUGGAUUCCAUCUCUGAGGAGUUCAAAAUCUAGUGGAGGGAACACAUGGUACAAUCGUACUUGUAACACAUCAAGGACAAGUAAGUGCUACAAGAAAGGUACUAAUAACAUGCUCCUUUGGAACAGAGGAAGAAAAACUACGAAACCACAGGAAAUUAGGGAAGCCUUUACAGAGGGUGUGACAAACUCAAUUUGGACAUUUUCAAGCUAUGUACAAUGCUGUGCACUUUGCAGAUGCUCAAUAAAGUAAUUAUUGACAACU
Messenger RNA from Saimiri boliviensis boliviensis (Bolivian squirrel monkey), 4868 nucleotides. It is a transcript of the gene ENDOD1, whose product is annotated as endonuclease domain containing 1. Gene Ontology annotation, molecular function: hydrolase activity; nucleic acid binding; metal ion binding. The record is from RefSeq and is a predicted model, not a curated record. Lineage: Eukaryota; Metazoa; Chordata; Mammalia; Primates; Cebidae.